UCAGCCAGUAAAAAAAAAUAACCAACCAAACAAAUAAAAACAAUCUGUGACUGUGAUAGAUUAAUGCAAAUAGAUAUCGAUUACUUAGAUUUUUUCUUUUUCUAUUAUUAUUUCCAAAACACUAAAAAAUGACUGGACACGUCUCUAUAAAGUUAGCUUCUGAACGAGUAAACCAUUGUGUGGCUUCUUCUAAUGAAUUACCUCGUUUUUACACUCCUGGUGAGGUUAUAACGGGCAUGCAAGAUUUUAUGCGUGGACAUGGAACUUACGCUGACGAAGAUUGCCUCAAAUCAUCUGUGGCUGGUGUCAUGCAAAAAGUAAACAAACUUAUAUGCAUAAGACCACUCAAAAGUCGGUACGUUGGUGAAAUCGGUGAUGUGGUGGUUGGCAGAGUUCUGGAAGUGCAACAGAGGCGAUGGAAAGUCGAGACUAAUUCACGUCUUGAUUCAAUUCUUCAGUUAUCUUCAGUUAAUCUUCCUGGAGGAGAACUGCGUCGAAGAUCUGCUGAAGAUGAACAAAUGAUGAGGAAACAUCUACAGGAGGGAGAUCUCAUCAGUGCGGAGGUCCAGAGUGUGUUCUCUGAUGGAUCCCUCUCUUUACAUACUAGAAGUUUAAAAUAUGGAAAGCUUACACAAGGCACUUUGGUCAAAGUAUUUCCCUCAUUGAUUAAAAGAAGGAAGAAUCAUUUCCACAAUUUGCCCUGUGGAGUAUCAGUUAUAAUUGGAAACAAUGGAUAUGUGUGGAUCAGCACCCAGAAAGAGGAGACCAUGAUGGAGGAGCAUAAGGAAGAUGUUGACAGUUGUGAAGUACAGCCUAUCAGCAGAUCAGAUAGAGAAGCCAUGGCCAGAGUGAAGAAUUGCAUUGCGGCAUUAGUGGCGUCCAAAAUGAUGCUAGAUGAUACAAGUAUUAUGUUUGCUUAUGAAGAGAGCCUUAAGUAUGAUGCGGUCAAGGACCUCUUAGACCCUGAGGCAAUGUUGGAUGUCGCCUUCUUAACACAGCACAGAAUAAAUAAUAUUAUGGAAGAGUAACAACUGUGAGUUUCUUUUUGAAUAGAAGUAGAAGUGAUACUAUUUUAGCUAUUAACUGUAGUAAAAUAAAUCAAAGUGGCAAGUAAGCAGUAGUGUUGAAGAUGAACACCCGCCCGCCAAAUUAAGUCGAGCAACAAUGGUUAUUUCGGAAAU
Plodia interpunctella (Indianmeal moth) is the source of this 1181-nucleotide messenger RNA. RefSeq names its product Rrp4 (gene Rrp4). Gene Ontology annotation, molecular function: RNA binding. Gene Ontology annotation, biological process: exonucleolytic trimming to generate mature 3'-end of 5.8S rRNA from tricistronic rRNA transcript (SSU-rRNA, 5.8S rRNA, LSU-rRNA); U4 snRNA 3'-end processing; TRAMP-dependent tRNA surveillance pathway. The record is from RefSeq and is a predicted model, not a curated record. Bases 129 to 1028 code for a protein of 299 amino acids. The transcript has 5 exons. Lineage: Eukaryota; Metazoa; Arthropoda; Insecta; Lepidoptera; Pyralidae. Gene Ontology annotation, cellular component: nuclear exosome (RNase complex); cytoplasmic exosome (RNase complex).